AAGGCUCCUACGGUCAUGCUUGCAGGAGGAUGCUUUGAGGAGGCAGAGCAGCUCUGCUGUACCUGUGUGCCGCAGGAGCACAAGGAAAGAAGCCUAAAACAGGAUGAUGGUAGUUCCCGAAACACCUACUGUUGCUCUUUACCCACUCCUCUUUCCUUUCCGCGCCUUGGUCCCUCUUCCUUACACCCGUUCCAGGAAAAACCGACCCACUCUCUGGAGGCCGGCAUUCCCCAAAGCCCUUAUUCCACGGGCAGGAGUUCAAAGGUGACCCCCCGAGUCGGGCAGUGUUUUUUGCUCUGUUUUGUGAGACGCGAGUACCAGGCAGGCGCCCUUUCGCGGCUUGCGGGGGCGGCCCGGCGCUUCCGCCUGACCCCGCGGCCGGCGGGCGGAAUUCCCGCGGCCGCUUCCGCGGGAAGCGCCGCCCCUCGCGCAUGGCGGCGCCCGGCUGUCCCUGAGCGGGGCCGCCCGGGGCUGCGGCGGGUCCGGCUCCCCAUGGCGCUGAGCAGCCGCCUGCUGCUGGCGGCCGGCGGGCUCCGUGCAGCGGGUGUUCGUUUUGCAUCAACUACAGCCAGUGUCAAAACUGAGACUGAAGUGGAUACAAGUGAAAAUGAGGUUGUUGCCCCAAACUUCACUAAUAGAAAUCCUCGGAACUUGGAGCAGAUGGCCCUGGCUAGGAAGGAGCGUGGCUGGAAGACAACGUGGCCGAAGCGUGAGUUCUGGCACAGAUUACGGCUUGAGCGGACACAGCAUUACGUAGAAGCCUUUGUCGAGCGCUCCAAUGGGGAUGUUGUGCUGUCUGCCUCUACCCGAGAGUGGGCCAUAAAGAGACACUUGUACAGUCCCAAGGGAGUAGCUGCAUGCAGAAACCUUGGCCGUGUAAUGGCACAGCGCUGUUUGGAAGCUGGAAUCAACUUUGUGAACUUUAAAGCCAUUAUCCCCUGGGAACACCGUUGUGACUCGAUUCAGGAAUUUGAGAAAGCUAUGAAGGAAGGUGGUGUUGUUCUGCAUGAGCCACGGAGAAUCUACCGAUAAAAUGGAGAUCGUUGGGAAGACUUUCCAAGGAGCAAGGAUUGCUUCUUUAGGUUUGUGUACUGGCAAAGGGAAGGUCCAGAUCUGGAAAAAGUUGGAAUGUGUCAUCUUAUAAUAAAAUAUUUUCACAUGGA
Passer domesticus (house sparrow) is the source of this 1163-nucleotide messenger RNA. RefSeq names its product mitochondrial ribosomal protein L18 (gene MRPL18). Gene Ontology annotation, molecular function: 5S rRNA binding; structural constituent of ribosome. The transcript is spliced from 4 exons. The record is from RefSeq and is a predicted model, not a curated record. Lineage: Eukaryota; Metazoa; Chordata; Aves; Passeriformes; Passeridae. Gene Ontology annotation, cellular component: ribosome; mitochondrion. The coding region runs from base 16 to 1032 and encodes 338 amino acids. Gene Ontology annotation, biological process: translation.